GAACAGAUCCUGAUUAUUAUAAUAAUAACCCACGCUUUAAAGAAAACGUGUUUGUUCGUGGCAGAGUUGGCGGCGAGUUGAAGGCCUGGAGAGAAACGCCUCCGUUGCAAUCCCUUGAUCAACAAUGGAGCCCAUGGAAAUUGAUCCUGAAAAAAUUCCGUCUUCAGGAGAAGAAAAGGAAGGAAGCAAGCCAAUUGUUCUAAUGCUGGUAGGACUGCCGGGAAGUGGAAAAUCUACCUUUUGUGAUGAAGUUAUGAAGCUUUCUUCCCGUCCGUGGGCUCGUGUCUGCCAGGACACUGCUAAUAACGGCGGUAAGGCUGGGACAAAAGCCCAGUGUCUGUCAGUUGCAGCUGCAUCUUUAAAGGAUGGAAAGAGUGUACUUAUAGAUAGAUGUAACAUUGAUAGAGAUCAGCGAGUGGACUUUCUGAACCUUGGUGACUCACAAACUGAAAAGCAUGCUGUGGUUCUUGAUCUUCCUCCCAAGCUCUGUAUUUCACGUUCCGUGAAGCGAACUGGACAUGAGGGCAACUUACAAGGCGGAAGAGCUGCUGCUGUAGUGAAUCAGAUGAACUCAAAGAAGGAACACCCUAAACUGAGUGAAGGGUUCUAUAGGAUUACAUUUUGUCAAGAUGAGAAAGAUGUCGAACAAGCAAUCAAGUUGUAUGGUUCGUUUGGCUCAUUAGAUUCUCUUCCUUCUGGUUGUUAUGGUCAGAAGAAUUCAACUGCCAAAACACAGCAAGGCAUUUUGAAGUUUUUCAAAAAAGUAGAUCCUUCAGGAAAUCCAGAGUCUGAGCCAACUGUCGGUCAGAAAUUUAGACCUGACAAAAUAUCUAUAGAGAAUGGUCCCAGCCUUCAGACGAAAGAGAAUUCUCAUUCAUCAAGCGAUGCUUCUGAGAGAUUAAAAAAAGGUGGUAACUCCACCCUAGUCUCUGCUUCUGGUGCCAUUGAUGCAAACGAUAUUCCCACUCUGGCAUUUCCAUCUAUUUCUACUGCAGACUUUCAGUUUGAUCUUGAUAAGGCAUCUAGCAUUAUUGUUGAAACAGUUGAGAAAUUUAUAAGAUUGAUAGGAAAGGCUAGACUUGUUCUAGUAGAUCUGUCACGUGGAUCUAAAGUCUUGUCCAUUGUAAAGACUAAAGCUGCACAGAAGAGAAUUGACCCAAGCAAAUUUUUUACAUUUGUUGGAGAUAUAACGCAACUUCGCUCUCAAGGAGGUUUACAAUGCAAUGUCAUUGCAAAUGCUUCCAACUGGCGUUUAAAACCUGGAGGGGGCGGUGUAAAUUCAGCUAUCUUCAAUGCCGGAGGUUCUGCACUAGCAACUGCAACUAAGGAAAGAGCUGUCUCUCUUAGUCCAGGGAAAUCAGUGACUGUACCACUUCCUUCAUCUUCUCCAUUGUUUUCCAGGGAAGGUGUGACUCAUGUCAUUCAUGUUCUUGGACCAAAUAUGAACCCCAUGAGACCCAACUGCCUUAAAGGUGACUACAAUCAGGGCUGCAAGAUACUUCGCGAAGCUUACUCAUCACUGUUUGAAGCAUUUAUUUCUAUUUUGAGAUCUAACAACAGUGAAGGGCCGUUUAAUGCUGGAGAGAUCCAAGAGGUAAUCCCUUUGAAAGAUGAUCCAAGGACCAAACGGGAAGCAACUCAUGAAAUCGAAAAGAACAAAAAAUAUAAGGGUUCCCAAGAUGACCUCAGACUUGGCGACAGCAGCUCCACUGGUUUGAAUAAAAUCAAGGAUGAGAAAACCCGUAUAUCCAACACAUGGGCUUCAUGGGCUCAAGCUCUUCACAUUAUUGCUAUGCAUCCUCAAAAGCAUGAGAAUGUUGUACUUGACUUGUUGGAUGAUGUUUUAGUGAUUACUGAUGCUUAUCCAAAGGCACAACACCACCUCUUGGUCUUAGCACGGGCAGAUGGUCUUGACACCAUUUCAGAUGUGCGCAGAGAGCACAUCUCAUUAUUGAAGUCGAUGCAUUCGGUUGGCUUGAAAUGGGCUGAGAAGUUCCUCAGUGAAAAUAAAUCUUUGUUAUUCCGCCUUGGAUACCACUCAGUUCCUUCUAUGCGACAAUUGCAUCUUCAUGUGAUUAGCCAGGAUUUCGACUCCAUUCAUCUGAAGAAUAAGAAGCAUUGGAAUUCAUUCAAUACUCCAUUUUUCCUGGAUUCAGUCGACGUGAUAAAGGAACUUGAGAAUGUGGGGACUAUUACAUUGAAAGAUGAUAAGUUCCUGAAAAUGGAGCUGCGGUGCCAUCGUUGUCGAAGUGUACAUCCAAACAUACCUCGCCUGAAAUCACAUAUCAGCGCUUGUCAAGCCCAGUUUCCUCCUGAUAUGCUGAAAAAUGGUCAUCUUGUUUCCGCAGAAGGUGUCGCAUGCUAAGGUUUCUUACCAGUAUGCUCCUUAGUCUUCCUUAGUGUCCAGGUUUGAGGUACAUAAUCCUAAGAUUUUGUUCCCUUGUUUGGAAGUGGUUGCCAACAAUGGACAAAGAUAAGGCACGUUAGUUGAUGCCUGCCCGCCUGUUUUUGUUUCUAAAAUAUCGGGCUGACAAUAGGAAUUCAGGGUUGACCUAAAAUGAUCCACUUUUGAAUUAAA
Messenger RNA from Andrographis paniculata, 2578 nucleotides. Its product is annotated as transcription factor bHLH140. Gene Ontology annotation, molecular function: single-strand break-containing DNA binding; mismatched DNA binding; double-stranded RNA binding. Gene Ontology annotation, biological process: double-strand break repair; single strand break repair. The record is from RefSeq and is a predicted model, not a curated record. NCBI's taxonomy places the organism in Eukaryota, Viridiplantae, Streptophyta, Magnoliopsida, Lamiales, Acanthaceae. Bases 125 to 2365 code for a protein of 746 amino acids. The transcript has 6 exons. Gene Ontology annotation, cellular component: nucleus.